UCUCACUGCGCGUGAUUCUUGUGAGUUCUCAUAUAAAUAUAGAUAGGCCGCAUCCCCUGAGAAGAAGGCCAUCUAUUCGUACGAUCGAAGAACUGAUCACUUGAGCUGAGCGAAACUGAGCGACGCGCUCACACUCUUCUUCUAACACCAGCAACUUUUCGAACUCCGGACUGACAGCAGCAAUAUGGAGAGAUCUCAUGGGACUUCGACUAUGGCCGUGUUUUUCGGCGCACUGAUUAUUCUGUCGGGAUGCUGGAGCUCCGCGAGCGCCUUGAAGCUGAAGGCCGUGAAGUUCACGUACUACAUGCACGACGACUUCGUGCUGCCAGACGUUACCGCUGUAAAAGUCACUGGUCCCAACAGAACUCUCGGAAGCGCAGCUACAUUCGGCGAUAUCACCGUCUUCGACAGCGUUCUCAAGGAGACAGCUUCCAAUGAUUCAGCCCAAAUCGGGUACAGCUCGGGCCAAUUUUCGGCGCUGAAAGAGUCAGUAGAGAAUUUCAUUAUCUUGGUGCAGGAUAUUACAUUCCCCGGCUACUCCGGAACCAUCUCCUGCUCUGCCAGGUUCAACUUCAGCGCCCCGUCUUGGGAGUUGGGUGUCAGCUCUGGCACAGGUUCCUUCAGAGGAGCGAGAGGCUAUUUGACAGCCAGCGUUGCCGUUCCCGACCCAGCUGGACUCGUUCUGAAGUACGAAGCGAAUCUGAUCAUUCCGCAACUGUAGAACAAAAGUUAUGAUUUGCAAGGCAUUCGAUUUGAUUGGAGAGGAUUAAACUCUACUCAGCGAAUUUUGCAGCCCGGGAGCGUGGCUGUUGCGUUCGUUCCUUAGUAAAUUUCCAUAGAGAAAUUGGAUCCAAAAUUUAUGCACUUGGUAGUUCUCAUACAUCAUAUCGAUUACUCCAUUGCACCCUUUUACUCAGGAUUUAUUGUGCCCAUGCGUGAUCGACGCAGUGUAAUUCAGUCCCGGCGAAAGUUCUGCCUUUGGACUGUCACAUGGAUGCCCUACAUGCAUUGUUUACCAACAGAAACCUCCACUUUGCGCUGGCAGAUCAUUCUCUGCAGUGCUCUGUAUGUUCAAUACUGAAAAUCAAUCGUAUAUGAGACCGAGCUAUUGGAUUUCCGCUAGAUAAGUAUUGCUGUUACAGACAAGGUUUAGUGUUUUCAGUAAGAGCCAUGCUCAAUAGCAUGUCCAUGAUUGUCGUGGCCCUACAGUAAAUGUAAGGAUUUGAACGAGCAGUUCUUGGUACAGGCCAUUCUCCCGUUUCGCUGGAAUUAUGAACUAGAAAGAGAGGGAAGGAGACCACUGGACUCCAUGCUCACUUCGAAUUUAAAAUGUCUCGGAUACUGUGCUACCAUGGCAUAUUGCACCAUCCUUUUAUUCUUUUAUAUACAUAAAUAUAAAUAAAUAAGUAUAUCACAGUAAUGAUCAUG
Molecule: messenger RNA, 1428 nt
Organism: Marchantia polymorpha subsp. ruderalis
Lineage: Eukaryota; Viridiplantae; Streptophyta; Marchantiopsida; Marchantiales; Marchantiaceae
Source: the annotation of a GenBank genome assembly